This is a messenger RNA of Ficedula albicollis (Collared flycatcher), 4476 nucleotides long. It is a transcript of the gene DEK, whose product is annotated as DEK proto-oncogene. The transcript is spliced from 10 exons. Gene Ontology annotation, biological process: chromatin organization; regulation of double-strand break repair. Gene Ontology annotation, molecular function: DNA binding; histone binding. Gene Ontology annotation, cellular component: nucleus. The coding region runs from base 8 to 1123 and encodes 371 amino acids. NCBI's taxonomy places the organism in Eukaryota, Metazoa, Chordata, Aves, Passeriformes, Muscicapidae. The record is from RefSeq and is a predicted model, not a curated record.
AUAUACCAUGUCUUCUGUUGAUUCAUCAAAAGAAGACACAAUGUCAUCAGAAAAAACAGAUGAGAAGCAACCUGAAACUGAAAACAAAGCUGGGGAAAGUGAUGAAGAUGAAGAAGAAGAGGAGGAAGAGGAAGAAGAAGAAGAAAAGGAGAAGAGUCUCAUCGUUGAAGGAAAAAGGGAGAAGAAGAAGGUUGACCGACUGACCAUGCAAGUGUCCUCACUGCAGAAGGAACCUUUUACAGUUACACCAGGAAAAGGACAAAAGCUCUGUGAAAUUGAGAGGAUACAGUUCUUUCUGAGUAAAAAGAAGACAGAUGAACUUAGGAACCUGCACAAACUCCUCUACAACAGGCCAGGCACUGUUGCAUCUUUAAAGAAGAAUGUGGGUCAGUUCAGUGGGUUUCCGUUUGAAAAAGGAAGUGACCAAUAUAAAAAGAAGGAAGAAAUGUUAAAAAAAUUUAGAAAUGCAAUGUUGAAAAGUAUCUGUGAAGUUCUUGACUUGGAAAGAUCAGGAGUUAAUAGUGAGCUUGUAACCAGAAUAUUAAACUUCCUGAUGCAUCCAAAAUCUUCAGGCAAGCCAUUGCCAAAGUCCAAAAAACCACAAAGCAAAGGUGGCAAAAAAGAGCGCACUAGCUCUGGAACAACAAGAAAAGCAAAACGCACCAAAUACCCAGAGAUCUUGUCAGAUGAAUCCAGUAGUGAAGAAGAUGAAAAGAAGGAAAAGGAUGAGUCCUCAGAAGAAAAAGAAAGUGAAGAUGAGCCCCCUAGAAAAGCAUCUAAAAGAGAAAAAUCUAAAAAGGUGACUUCUAAAACCAAGAAAGCUGUGAAGGGUGCAAAUGUCAAGAAGGCAGACAGCAGCACUACUAAGAAAAACCAGAACAGUUCUAGAAAAGAAAGUGAGUCUGAGGAUAGUUCAGAUGAUGAACCUUUAAUUAAAAAACUGAAGAAACCACCCACAGAUGAAGAAUUAAAGGAAACUGUCAAGAAUUUGUUGGCUAAUGCAAAUUUGGAGGAGGUUACAAUGAAACAAAUCUGCAAGGAGGUGUAUGAAAAAUAUCCUAGUUAUGAUUUAUCUGACAGAAAAGACUUCAUUAAAAAAACAGUCAAAGAGUUGAUUUCAUGAUCUGAUUUGACUAUGGGAAAUGAAGACUCCUGGGUUUAUGUUUCCAUGGAUUUGAAGAUCUGAUAGGCACCAGCAAAAGGAAUGUGUCUUACCCUUGUGGUAUUAAGUCAAAGCUAAUUUUUCUGAUCUAAUGUUAAGAGUGUUAAUGUAAAUUGCUUUGUGUGGUUUUUUUUGUUUGUUUUUUUUUUUUAACAGAACUGCAUUUGAUGCAAUUUUUAGUUGAACAUACUUAAGUUUCAUGCAUGGCAAUAAAUGUUUCCUUUUUUAUAGUUUUGUACAUUUUGAAUUGUGUUGUAUAACUAGAUUCAUUAGAGCCAUCGUAGCUUUUUAGCGUGGAUUACCAGCAUACAGAAGAUUUUAAAAUUGACUAAGAUGAAAGCUGCUUAUCUACAUGUAUACAUGCAGAGACUGGAAUAUUGCAGUAUUGGUUAAAAAGAUAUUUUGAAUACAUAUUAAUUCUGAAAAUAAGAAGAGUUAGUCACCUUAAUCUCUUUUAUAUUCUGAUACAUUCUACAGAUACAGAAUUAUUCUGAGUCUAGAUUACAGUCUUGCAUGUGUAGGCACUGAAAGAACUAUCACAGCAUGGCAACUAAUUGGCAUAUAGAUGUUAUUUUUGUACUUUUAAAAGGCUUUUUGUUGUGUAUAUAAAGUUAUUUCAAAUUUCUUUUGUGCAAAUCAGUUUUUUAAUCUUGGUAUCUUUGAAUUAAUGACAUGAAAUGUCAGUGUUCAGCAGUGAGGCAGUGAUAACAAGUGGUGUGCAGAAGUUUCAUAAAAAUGAGCUGAGGUUUCAUUAUGUUUGUCUCAUCUUACCUUGUACAGAAACUAAACUGUAGGUUUAUACCUGUAGUUUAACUUUAUACAAAGACUACAGACAUUGUUUCAAUGUCUUGGAUGUAGUAAAUAAAAUCCCUCCAAAGGCAAUAGGUAAAUUUCUGAAGUUCACUUUGCAGAAUAUCUUUUAUGUUGGUGUGUUAACCUGGUGGCCUAGCAUCUCAGAAGUUGGUAUCCAAGAUAUACAGCUGGAGGCUUGAUAGCUUUGAAAAUGCACAGUAGAGCUUCCAAAUCGGGCAGCACUGAUGUGAACUUGUGUUUAACCUUCUUCUGUGUGGGAAGGCUUUUCUAAACCUGAGCUUCAUUGCCUCAGCAUGCACAAUGGUACUUACAAGCUUGCAGUCUUCAACUUUGGCUGGCAACUUUUAGGGUCAAAGUGAACUCUUUUCAUAAAUUUUUGUUUAGGUUUUCUCUUUUCCAUACACUUUGUUUCUAAUUGUUUCUAGUAUGGGAAGUCCUACACCUAAAAUCAUAAAACUAAAAGCUGCCAUGUGUGCAAAGUGUGGGCUGCCAUUCACACCUGAGCACAGAAUCCCUCUGACUAGAAUUGCUGGAAAGACAAAGUGUAUUUUUUUGAAUUUUAUUAUUGUACAGUUGAGAAGUAAGGGUUCUUAAAUUACCUAAAUUCUGAAAAUGUUCAGCCAGUUAGACUGUUGAUCUUACACACACUUUUGAGUUUAUUUGCGUGUAAUCAUUUAUAAUAAGGCUGAAUGUAAUGGGGAUUUUUUGUACUCAAUAAAUGUCUUUCACAAAAAUGUAAAUCAGUUUUAAUCUAACAUUUGCUUACAUGUAUAGUAAAAAAAAACAUAUACAGGAACAAGGUUGUUUGUCUUUAUCUCAUCUGCUAGGAAGUAUUGGCUUCUCUACUUUAGAAGACAGUUGCUGAAAUGUAUGUCCUUGCAUCAGGAUUUUUUAUCAUCUGUGAGGUUUAUUUGUGUUUUGGUUUUUUAGUUUUGUCUCUGAACUGUCUUAGCAGAAAAAACACUUUUUAAUUUGCAAUUAAAAAACUGAAAAUUUUCAAGUCAGUCUUAAGAGCAGAAAGUUACUUGUAUUAAGUUUUGAUGUUUUACAAAUACUUGAACUGUAUUUUGAUUUUUAUGUAAAUGUACUAGCCAGUUUUAAUUAUAUAGGUCAGGACCAAAGUAUAAGCAUUUUUUUAAUAGUUUAAAUUCUAAUGAAAACUUAGAAAAGGAUAGCAUACUUCUAUUUAUUGUAUAUAUGCAUUAGUUGCCACGUUGGAAUUGCACAGAUGGAAUGGAAAUGAACUUGACAACCCUUCAAAUGCUUUGUUUAAAUCUCUUUAUGACUCAGUGUUAGUCCUCAACAGAGAAGAAAUGUGUAUUUCCUUGCUAAUCCAUACUAGUCUGGCUGCAGCCAAUACAGGAUUCCAGUUCUUUCUGCAGCUGGAAGAAACACUGCCAGACAGUACUAAAAGGUAAAUAAAAUGUCCUCCUUAUCCCAAUGCUGUUGGAUUAGAAACACAUCUGAUCAAGGAUCUAAAUCCUGUUCACAGAGUCUUAUAAAAAUAGAGAUGGGUUAACUGGAUAAAAGAUAACUGAGUAAAUUGUACAGGCAUGUACCUUCCAGAUGCUUAAAAAUAGUCUUAACAUCUUGAUUUAAUUGCUUCCAGCAUAAUUCCCACAAUCCAGUGUAUUGGUUUCUCUUUUUAGUUAGAUUUUUGGUAUUCGGUACUUUGGUUGCUGACUUGCAAAACCACAAGAUACUCUAAACUAUUGGCAGGUAUAAACAGCUGUUCUUAAGGAGCACUUGUGGCAACAGUGUAUGGGGCCUGUAGGAGAAGGAAGAUGGAGAGGGCUAGGUUGGAAGGAGCUCAGCAGUUUGGAGUGAAGUUACAUGCAUUUUGAGUUAUGUGGUAACCCAUGGAUUAGUGGUCAGGCACGUCUAACCAAGAUCAAAUUACAAAAACAUAGCGGUAAAUUCAGCCCACUUUUUUUCCAGAAGCUUUAGACUAACAGCCUUCUUGGACCUGAGCAGGCUGUUUAUAGGGUGUGUGGUUUUUCUGUGUUUUCCUGUUACAAGGCACAUGACAGAGCAAGAUCUAAGAAUUGUCUGAGUUUAUAUUAGCCAUUGCUAAGCUGUACUUGAAAAAUAACCCUUUUGGAGGCCAGUACUUAAUUCGGACAAAUAAAACCCGUGGCUGUCAGCAUAGUGAUUCUAGUAAAGCUUGUUAUUACUUCUUCUGUAUCAGAGAGAGGGUGGCUCAUGACUACUUGGGCAGAUCUAAUCUUCCUUGUUUCCAAAUCACAAAGUUGACUAUAAUACAGUAGCUUCAACUGGACUAGAUAAAAACAUUCCUGAAAUUACUUCUGGUGGUUGUUAUUUAGGGAGUAGACUGGAAAAAUCUGUAAGAUAUCAGAAUUGCGUCUGAAAACUUGCAGUAAGAAAUUUAGAAAAAUCAGUAUUCCAGUUGCUGAGAAAAAAAACAUCUUGAAUGCUGAUUGUGUUGUUUUCUUCUGCAAAGAAAUGUUUCUCCUGCCUUUGGAUUCAGAAGCAUUUAUUAA